Symbiodinium sp. CCMP2456 is the source of this 656-nucleotide messenger RNA. The record is from the annotation of a GenBank genome assembly. Lineage: Eukaryota; Dinophyceae; Suessiales; Symbiodiniaceae.
GACUGCUCCACGCCACCGCCUGUCAGAUCCCCCAGCUUGGGUGCAAAGGCCAACAUUCCGGAAGUGGCGACUUUGUUGUCCUUUUUGGAGAAUCGGCCACUCGACGUCGAUCCGUUGACAUGGGCCCAGCUUUCUUGCAAGCCUCAACAGGUCGUGCGGCCACCGCCGGGACUUUGCGAACCAUGCUUUUCUGGCACCAAGCCCCGUCAGAAUGCGGAGGGCGCUUCCAAUGCGAGACACGCUGCCGGACCUUCCGCAUCUACGGCUUGUGCUCUAUCUUUGGCUCGCUGGCCUUUUCUGCAGGUUUCCUGCCGCUGAUCUUUGUGAGGACACGGGUAUGCUCCUUUAACUGGUCCCGUGCAAAAGCAUUCGUGUUGAUUGUUCGAGAUGUCGAGAGUCUGGAUCCCAACCCAGGCAGUCUGUUUGAGGAGAAGCUGCAGCUCCAUUUGACAAAGCAGUGCCAUCCCUGCAUAGCCUUCGCCUUCAAGAAAGAUCGAUGCUGGAAGGGCGAUGCGUGCUCCCAUUGCCACUUCUGCACAACGGAAGAAGCCAAAGUUCGCCGACGCGAGUUGCAGGAGCAGGCGCGGAAGCUCAAGCGUGUGCGGAAGGCCGUCGAGCGAGCAGAGCGUGGUGAGGAUGCUUCAUUGUGGCUUUGA